GUAUCGUGUUGUGUGAUGUCCGGAUGAGUUUCCAGUUCUUGGUUGAUGAUCUUUCAAAUUCUUCAUGAAGAUAUAUUACCAUCCCAGUACUCGCCAUGAGACUCUCCAGCAAAUCACGAUUACAUUCUCUUCCUGCUGGACAUUAUUGGGGAUUAAACUUAAGCUAUGAGGAAGGAUGGGUCAAUCAAAUUCGUCAAUCCAUAGAUGAAGAAGAGCUCGAGGAAGACAUAGGACAUCCAGCAUGCAUUUGCACUGUCCCUAAGUCUCUUAUGGUUUUUGAUCCUGAUUCAUAUACUCCACAGGAAGUCGCAAUUGGUCCAUACCAUCACUGGCGCCAAGAACUUUAUGUGAUGGAGAGGUACAAGAUUGCUGCAGCAAAAAAAGUUCAGAAACAGCUCCAAAGCCUCAAGUUUCACAAUCUCGUCGAGAAAUUGGCCAAGUACGAGCGAAAGAUUCGAGCGUACUACCACAAAUACCUCAAUUUCAACAGUGAAACGUUUGUUUGGAUGAUGGCUAUUGACGCCUCUUUCCUGCUGGAGGUCCUCCAAGUAUAUACCAUCAGAGAAGAGAAGAGUAUCUCAAGGAUUUCCUCAAAGUUGUCAUGUUUGGUAGUGGUAGAUAACGAGGGAAGGAGGUCAGCACAAAAUACCAUUCUGAGAGACAUAGUAAUGCUUGAGAAUCAGAUACCUUUAUUUGUUUUGAGAAAGAUGCUGAAACUUCAAUCUCCUGCUCUUGAACAAACAGAUCAAUUGUUGCUUUCUAUGUUGCUGGGACUGUAUGAAGAUCUUUCUCCUUUCGAGAUGUUGGAACCUCAAGUGUCGGUCUCAGAAUGCUUUCAUUUGCUUGAUUUUCUGUACAGAAUGAUUACUCCAAAGUUGGCUGGCCCUUUGGAGAUAUUGGAAAAUGAUCGAAAUCAAAAGGAAUCCACCAAAGAAAAUGCCGAAGACGAAAAUGCCUUCAAGCACUUUUGCCGUUCCUUGAGUGAACUGGGAAGUGCAAUUUGGAAGAUUCUCUCAAAGUUUAACAAAGGUCCGGUACAUUUAUUCAGAAGAAUACUUAGUUCUAGACCCUUACAAGUGAUCUUCAAACUGCCAUGGACAAUCGUCUCUAAACUUCCUGGAAUUGUGAUUCUAAUGAAGCCUCUCAGUCACCUAUGUUCACUGCGAAAAGGUGAAGAAGAAAAUGAUAUAGAAAAGGGGAGUUCAUGGAAAGUUGGAAAAAUCAAACUUCCUUUGUCGGAGGAAAUAGCAAUUCCUUCAGUGUCCCAGCUGACAAAAUCAGGUGUUCAUUUCUCCUCCAUCGAUGGAGGCGUCUCAGCCGUUGCCUUUGACCCAAAUGCAGUGAUAUUUUACCUUCCCACUAUUAAUCUCGAUGUGAACUCUGAAGUAGUAUUGAGAAACUUAGUAGCAUACGAAGCUUCAAAAGCAUCAGGGCCUUUGGUUUUCACUCGAUUCAUUGAACUAAUGAAUGGCAUCAUCGAUUCUGAAGAGGACGUGAGAUUGUUGAAGGAAAAAGGAAUCAUUCUUAAUCAUUUGAAGAGCGAUGCAGAAGUCGCGGAUCUCUGGAACGGGAUGAGCAAAUCCAUCAAGUUGACGAAAGUGCCAUUCUUGGAUAAGGUAAUUGAAGAUGUAAAUAAGUAUUACAGUGGUAGAUGGAAAGUUAAAGCUGCAAAAUUUGUAAAAAAGUACGUGUUUGGUUCAUGGCCAUUGCUUGCAUUUCUAGCUACCAUUUUGCUCUUGGCCUUGACUGCAUUACAAGCAUUUUGCUCAGUUUAUAGCUGCUCUCGGUUCAUCCAUCAUCUCAACGCAGAUGGGACCUAGUUUGCUGGUUUUUCUUAUGAUCCUUAAGCAAGACACUAGUUUUCUGCUAUAUUCUUUUCUCCAAUUCCUUGAGCUUCAGUUUUUUCAUGAUAUUGUUAUGAUUCGUUUGUUGAGCCAAUCAUUCUCCCCUCUGAUCGGCAUUCACCAACCUUAAAGCUUAAAAGAAGGAACUGGUGGAAGGCUUUCUGCUCGACUUGUCUUGGUCUUGGGCUACACAGGAACUCCAUUCGUUGGUAACUUUUCUUUUAUUAGUUGUUUGAUGUAAAAUAAGGAAAAAAAGAAUUGUCUAAUUCGUAGAAAGUAUUUGUUUGAUUUGUAUUAUAUUGAUAAGAAUACAAUUUUGAGUUUAGAUUCUAUGGUUUGGUAUUGAUAUGAUAUAUUCAUCUCAUAAAGCUGUGUAUAUAAUGUAUAUUCGUGUCUCACUUGAUGGAUAAGACACUAAUUGUAAUCUUGAAGAUUGAAUUGGAUGAUGGUUCAUUGGAA
This is a messenger RNA of Cucumis melo (muskmelon), 2303 nucleotides long. RefSeq names its product putative UPF0481 protein At3g02645. Bases 96 to 1820 code for a protein of 574 amino acids. Lineage: Eukaryota; Viridiplantae; Streptophyta; Magnoliopsida; Cucurbitales; Cucurbitaceae. The record is from RefSeq and is a predicted model, not a curated record. The transcript is spliced from 2 exons.